CUAAAGGAGAAUUCAAAAUUUCCCGUUUUGUCGCCUGUGAUGCAACUGCGUACGACGCUGUUUAGCCACGCCUUAUCGCCUUUUUAGAUAUCGCACAAAUUUGAUUUUUCCAGCAAUGGUUCUCCUGGGCCCCCAACGAGACAAGAAAAAGAAGUUCAAGGGAAAGAAGAAGGUGAAGAACCUUUUGGAAAAGAAAGCCAAAGGAUUGAAGUUGAAUCAAGUCGACAGGAAACGAUUAGGAAAGCUCGAGGAAAAGCAGAAGUUCAAAACUCAACUUCAUGACAGCGUGAAAGCCGAGCUGAGAAAGCUGCAAGAAAUGGAGCAAGAAAAUGACGACGACGUCGUUUCUGUUAACCCGUCAUUGUCUGGUCAAUCUAUCGAGAAGAAGGCAAGCAAAAGGGUGUCCUUUAGCGGAAUGGAGAAGGUGAAGGUAUUCGAUAAAAAUGUCAAAGACCUAGUCAUAAAGCCGUCAUCUGCCUCUCCUGGUAAAGGUAUUCUCCGCGCGAAAAAUUCGAAAGUACAAAUCAAGAAAAAGGCGAGUAAACCGAAUGCCAGUUCCCCUUCGCCCAAAAAGGCAGCAACUGACGAUAAAAUGGAUGUGGAAAAUGUGGAAACGAAGGCUGAAGAAAAGCCUAUAGUGGCCAAAAAGAAAAUAAAGAUACAGGUUACGAAAAAGAUAAAAGAACAGUUGUUGACAAUGGAUAGGAAGCAAAGGAAAGCGUUCCUCAAGCAACUCAAGGCUCAGAGAAACCCAAAUUCCGAUCGAGCAAUGGAGUGCAAGCUGUUAUGGGAGAAGAUUAGAAGUAAGAAAACCACAUCACAAGAGAAAGAAGAAUGUGUCUCGAAACUAUUUGGUUUGGUCAAGGGAUAUGCUGCCAAAUUCAUAUACCCGCACGAUACUUGUCGAGUCAUCGAGUGUUUAUUAGCGCAGAAGAGGCCUGGAAUAACUACAGCGCUGUUUGACGAGCUCACUCCUGAAAUCGUGCGAAUGACCAAAAGCAAAUAUGCUCACUUCUUUGUUCUGCGAAUGCUGAAAUAUGGUACGAGGGACCAACGAACUACCAUUAUUAGAGCCUUCCGAGGGCACGCCGUAUCACUGAUGCGAAUCGUGUAUGCUGCUGAGGUUUUGGAAUGCGCAUAUAAUGACUAUGCAAACGCACAGCAAAGGUUUGACAUUGUCUCCGAGUUUUAUGGGAAGGAGUUCGUCUUGUUCCAGUCUGACAAACCUCGAACUCUUGACGAGAUCGUAGCUGAGGAACCAAACAAGAAGAAGCUAAUUAUACAGCAUCUUGAGGAGCAAAUCUUUACUUUGGUUGAUAAAACCACUGUUCGGUUAUCGCUUUGUCACCGGCUUUUGCGAGACUACAUCACCCACUGCGAUCCAGAUCAGCGCACAAAUUUGAUUGACUCUCUCAAAGAUAGGAUUCCCGAAAUCGUGCAUACACCAGAUGGUGCCAUAGUUGCCAUGCAAUGUAUCUGGAACGCUAAUGCGAAAGAUAGAAAAUUGAUCGUGAAGAACUUCAAAGAUCUGGCUGUCAAAGUCGCAAUGGAGCAUUCUGGGCAUCGAGUUCUCAUGGCGAUUUUCGAUAGUGUUGACGACACCGUUCUCGUGAACAAGUAUAUUACUAGUGAGCUCAGCAACGAGAUAAACAAAUUAGCCUUGGAUACUUGGGGAGAGAAAGUCUUGCAUUAUAUUGUUCAUCCACGUGAUGGUCGCGGCAUGCUCCGGGACGAAAUCGAGCUGUUGAAAAAGGGCGAUGCAAAUCCGUUCAGCAAGAAAGAGAAGAAAGAUCGAUAUGCUGAGAUUUAUCGCCAUAUCUGCGAAAGUCUUUACGCUUAUCUUGCCGCUAACAUGGAAAACCUCAUAUUUGAGCACAAUAGGUCAAAAUUUGUUGCCGCAUCCUUGGAGACCACAAUCCCACUCGAGAUGCGAAAGCAUUGUAAUGAAGCCAUAGCGCAACUAGCUAAGCAGGAGUUCAUCCCAAUGGACAGCGAACGUCUCCAUUUGAUAGAGCAUACUUCCGGGAACUUUGUGUUGAUGGCAACAUUGCGAUGCGACCAAUCUUUGCCCGAGGAUCAACAGCUUUCAGUUGAGUUGGUGAACACUCUGACCAAAGAGGAGUUGGGAUCAUGGAUCUGUUGCAACAAAGGUUGUCAUGUGCUGUUGAAAAUGAUUCAGUGCGGAGCGGAUAUUGUUAGACAGAAGGUGAAAGAGGCCCUUAAUAUGAAGCAACUGAAAGAAUAUACCUUCAAAGGGGCCACGCUCCUAGUUCAAGAAAUUGCAAAGAGCUGAGGACAAGAUCCUGCCGUUGUUGAUUGUUGAGCCUGGAUUGUGAUUAUUGUAAUCCGAUGAUUAAAUGUGCGUCUUAGGUAGCAUGAGUAUCUUACUGUAAAUGCUAUGAGAUUUUCUUCACUUGUAUUUCUUUUAGUAUAAGGUUGAAAAACGAGGUCACAUGACGUCCACCUGGGGGUGUUUUACCCAGAAAUUUUCUAAAAAGGUGUUAAUGGCAUCCCUUUAUGAAAAUCAUUGUAGUUUGCCUUUUUUCUGAUUCUCCCUGCAGUACUACUUAGAUUUGGCUGAAAGGCAGUAUCAGUUAACUUGAUUGUGAGUCCUUGAACUUCUUAUAUGGAAACGAUAGUUCUGAAUAAACCUUUUCUCAAAUGGCAGCCUUAGGUCGUUCAUGCUCGAUAAAUUUGACUUUGAACUCUCGCUCAGAAUUUGCUAAAUUUAAGCGGACAAUUUUAGCACUUUCACAUUGUCCCCAUGUCGCCUGA
This is a messenger RNA of Cylicocyclus nassatus, 2775 nucleotides long. Lineage: Eukaryota; Metazoa; Nematoda; Chromadorea; Rhabditida; Strongylidae. The record is from the annotation of a GenBank genome assembly.